This is a messenger RNA of Suillus paluster, 1017 nucleotides long. RefSeq names its product Mob1/phocein. Lineage: Eukaryota; Fungi; Basidiomycota; Agaricomycetes; Boletales; Suillaceae. Gene Ontology annotation, cellular component: cytoplasm. The transcript is spliced from 4 exons. The record is from RefSeq and is a predicted model, not a curated record. The annotation marks the transcript as partial.
AUGGCAGUAGCCGUACAGCGUCCUCUACGUGGCUCACGCGUGUCUUCUUUCUAUCCCGUCAAAACUCUCCCUUCUCUGUCCUCUCUCGAUAGCGCGUUCCAGCUCCAGGAAUACAUUUCGCUUCUUAUUCGUCUUGACGUUCAUGAUGUCGAUUCAAUAGUGUCUCUUCCAGGGAAAGCUGUUUCCAAGGAUGCCGAAGAAAAGUCUUCUGAUCUCUCUGAUGCUGAGCGUAAACCAGAUGAUUCUGAACGAAAGAACGACAUAACAGUCGACCGAGGUUGCUGGAUUUACGAACAACUCCGACGUCUCGCACAAGACCUCUCCCAUCCCCUCAUUACAAUGUUGCAGCAGGAAUGUACUCGUAUCACCUGUCCCGAGAUGAAGGCGGGAGAAUGGUUAUAUCUAUGUGUUGCACACGGUAAUGAUGGCGCCAUGGAGCAAUGCUGUGCUAUCGAUUACAUCCUUCAUACGUUGGAUAGCGCAACCGCACUAUUAAACUCUCCUAGAGCUUUCCCAUCUCGUCUUUCGAUACCUCCGACCUCAUAUCGACACUUCUCUUCGCUUGCUCGUCGCCUUGGCAGGAUAUUUGCGCACGCAUACUUCCACCAUCGAGAAGCCUUCGAACAAGCCGAGGUCGAAUCAUCGCUCUACGCCCGCUUCUUAAAACUUACCGGUCAAUUCGAUCUCGUCCCUACCGAAUUCCUUGUCAUCCCCCCAAGCGCUGCCCUGCCAGGCAGAAAGGGACACGAUGAGGAUGUCGAACCUCCGCGUCUUCUUGCGGCGGCCGUCAAUCCGCAGCGGGAGCGGGAGGAUCAAAACAUUCAUACAACAGAACAGGCACAACCCCCGAACGUUCGCGGGAAGAGUCCUCCGGGAUUGUCCAGUGACAGCCCAAUUAGCACCGAUAGCCCACGCCGCCUGGGGCGCAAUCGUACAGAUACCAUGGUGUUCAGUGAGGCGUAUAAUGUUGCGGAGGAACUUGCAAAAGGCGGCGACCAUGAUGUCAAUGAAAGCAGU